CGAAAAUGAUAGGGGCGAGGCUAUACUCCACCCGCCGCCCACAUUGCCACUGUCAGACAAAAGUACGGUUAGCCAUAACCGCACUGCAACAAUCCGGACGACUAUUAGGUGGCAAUAAAGAAUCACGACAACUGUGCUGCUGCCGCCUAGGAGUCGCCCAGGUGUCGCAGCCCUGGAUUUUCAGACGCUGCGCGGCGGGCCUCCCCAACAUUUCUCUCUCCCCGCCUUUGCAGAUUCGGCGCAAGCCCUAGUGGUUCCUCAGAAUGCCAGUCUGGGGGACACCCCUCUUCUGUUGCCAUGGCAAGAUUCCAAACAGCUGGGAACCCUGGCGAUGAUCUCCAGCCAGCGCCGUCUUGCGUUGGAGCUCUCAGAUGUUCAGACGGGAAAUUCAUUUGGGUCCUGUCAAGAAAAGAAAAUUUUCCCCUUUCAUCAUGCACCAGACCGAUUAGGUAAUCAGUUCGCACCAAUUAAAGGGGAUCCUGACCGUGGACCAGGAACUUAUAAUCAUGCAGAGAGGAACAAUCUUAUAUAUAACUUGGCUAAGAGACCACAGAGUAUCAAAGGCUACAGCAUGGGAGCAAGAACAACACCACGUUUUGUAAUAAUAAACAAGCAUUUGACCCCUGCGCCUACAACAUAUCAAUCAAUAUGGAUCAAAGAACACAAGCAUAAGACUGCUCAUUUCCCAUUUCUCAGCAAUGUACCACGGUUUUUAGAGCAGGUUCAAGAUAGAGAACUCUUUCCUGGACCUGGAACUUACAACCCAAACAAGUUGCCACACAGACAUGUCAGCUGGCCAGGGAAGUUUGGUUCCCCAGACUGGUCUUUGGUUCCAAUGCCACAAAGAAGAACUUUCAGAGCUGAGCUGAUUUCAGAUAAAGAAUUCAAGAAAUAUCGGAAUUUGGUGGCCUAUCUGAGUAUAUAUUACAGUGAUUAAUUCUUGUGGCUGAAGAUAUUUCCUGUCCUACAUACUUAGAUCACUAAUUUACUUUUUAUCAUUAGACAGAAUUAGAGCAUUUUUAAUUAAUUUGUUACUUGGAUUCAAUAUAAAUACUAUUUCAUAAAGAGUUUUUUUGUUACCUUUUAAAGGCUUCUUUUUUCCUAAUGUUCUCUGCUAUUUCAGUAUAAAACCUUUACUCUUUCGAAGUUGCUUCAAAUGUUUGGAUUUUGCCAACAGCCACAUCUGUUAAAAUAUUUCUGGUUUCAAACAGUUUAGCUAGAGAAAUGCUUAAGAGAAAUAUAGAUUUUUAAAGUAUAAUUUCUAUUUAUAUGUCAGUUUACAUCCUAAAGCUCACAAAAGUCAUGCCAAAUUGGAGAAAUUAUUAUGGGAACAAGCAUGUAUUGAUUAAAAUUGAAAAUAUUUUGUCCUGCUACUCCACUGCACUGGCCAAUAUUUUUUGAAACACAAAAGUAUUAGAAGUAUGUGCCAUAUGAUCUGAUACGGUCUUAUGAUACCACUUCUUGGACUGCAUUUUCUGCAUGUAACUGAGAAUGGAAAUUUCAUGAAAUAUAUAUGCAAUGACAUUUUUAGAAAUAUUUUAGCACAGUGUUCUUUUCUGUCUGCUGCAGAGAAGACAAACUUCAUUCGUACUGAACAAGAAACCCACUUUGUGGGUCUAAGCAUGUAGGAUUUCCCACUCAAGGAAAGAUUUCCAUACUAUAUUCUUGUAGGAGAAACCAUGCUUUUCAUUCAACCUGAACUGAGCUGUAGCUAUUGUAUUUAGGAACUAUAUUUGUACCGUACAAUUUUUAACCUUCUGUAUUCUGCAGUAUGGGAGAAAAUACAUGAGUAAUAAAAAACGUAUUAUAAUUUCUAAUCAGUUUUGUGAGAUAAUAUACCAAACUUAUAGCAGACAAUGGCUCUGCUGAUGUAGCAGGAUGCUUAAAUAUUUCUCUGCACACCACUUUAUAAAAAGAUAUUUUAAGUUCAUUUUAUAUAUUCUUGAUUUCUCCAAAAAUUAUAUUUCAUUUAGAAGUUACAUAGAAAGUCUUAUGAUUCCAAUGAAAUCCAUUGUAUGUCUUGUAAACUAGCAGUUUUAGAUUAGAAGGUACACAAAACCACUUGUACCAAAUGGAAAGAAUGUACAGUUUGCCAAACAGAACCUUCACUUUCAAUCCUUCCUCAUUCUAGUGUCUUUUAGAUGUUGAUUGUAUAACUCCCAUAACCUCUGCCAAUUCAUCAAGCUGGUAUGAGGAGACUUGUACAAAUUUUGUAAAAUAUACCACACUAGGAGAAUAUCUUUACAGCAUAAAUCCUGCCUCUCUCUAUCCAGUCAUCCACUUAUUAAAGUAAUUGAUAAUUUACUGUUAAUAACCAAACAUCUCCAAACAUAUUGCUGCAGUGAAAGAAACGUAGAAACUGAUUCUGAGUCAUGGAUUUAUUUUUAAAAAAUUCAAAGAAAAUACCACCUGAACAGGAAGAAUAUAAGACUUGUUAAUCUUCCACUGAAUGUUAUUCUAUUUCUUUCAGGUUGGGUAACAAAGCAUGCACCAUAUUUAUUUUUUGCUAAUAUCAUCAUAAAAGGCAGAAAAUAAAUUUGAUAUUAGAAAUCAUAGAACGGUACCACCAUUUUCUCAACAGUACAUUUUUAUCAGUAAUUUGGGAUUUUGAGUUUUAAAAUAUGACACUGCUUAUUUCAUUACAUAAAUCACUCUAUGUUAUAUUCUCCAAAGUAUUUAUGAUCAAGAAAGUUCAGGAAUGUUGUAUACAGAUGAGGAUGGGGUAGGCUCUCCAGUCUUCUUGCAGAGGCCUAUAGAACAAAUAGACAAAAAAUAUCUGUAAUUGGAAUUUCAAGGUAAAAUAAAUGAAGGCAGAAAAAACUGGAGGUGGGACUUAACAUUUUUUUAAAGUUUAAUAGCAACCUUCUCUGACGAGGGUAUAAAGUUUGGGCUAUAGCAUAAAAGAAUUAAUCGUUUUGUUUGCUUGUCCUACAAUACCUAAAUUGUCUUGCUGGUUGCUAUUUUUUUCUGGGGCUUAUAUUACAAUUAUAUUAACCACAACUUAUUUUUGCUCAAAGGCAAAGUGGUAGUUUCCUAAAGAUCUGUGAGUUUGGGAAAAACAAGUUAGGUUUUCAGUUAUUCAACUGUGGGAAUACAAUAAUGGAUUUACCAUUGCCUUAAUUUAGUUUGACCCAUUGUAUGUACUGUAUAUAUGUUACUGUUAUUCUGAAUAAAACUUUGGGAGUUUAA
Thamnophis elegans (Western terrestrial garter snake) is the source of this 3189-nucleotide messenger RNA. RefSeq names its product primary cilia formation (gene CIMAP3). Lineage: Eukaryota; Metazoa; Chordata; Lepidosauria; Squamata; Natricidae. Gene Ontology annotation, molecular function: cytoskeletal protein binding. Gene Ontology annotation, cellular component: ciliary basal body. The transcript has 6 exons. Bases 332 to 937 code for a protein of 201 amino acids. The record is from RefSeq and is a predicted model, not a curated record. Gene Ontology annotation, biological process: regulation of cell projection organization.